GCGCCGUCGCUCGCGCCUGGCGGCCCGAUGUGGCUGCAGCAGCGGCUUAAGGGGCUGCCGGGACUGCUGUCGAGCAGCUGGGCCCGCCGCCUCCUCUGCCUGCUCGGCCUCCUGCUGCUGCUGCUGUGGUUCGCGGGCUCCGGGGCGCGGCGCGCGGCGGGCGGCCUGCACCUGCCGUCCUGGGCCCGCGGCGAGCCGGGCGCCGCCGAGCCCUCCGCCUGCCUGGAGGCGGCCACCCGCGCCUGGCGCGGCCUGCGCGAGCGAGGCGAGGCCGUGCCGCUGGGCCCUGGCGUGCCGGCGCUGGUGGCCAACGGCUUUCUGGCCCUGGACGUGAACGCCAACCGGCUGUGGGUGACCCCCGGGGAGCGGGAGCCCGCCGUGGCGCCGGACUUCGUGCCCUUCGUGCAGCUGCGCCCGCUGAGCGCGGUGGCCGAGGCGGGAGAGGCGGUGCUGCUGCCGCGGGAGGGCCUGCUGCGCCGCGUGCGGUGCCUGCAGCUGGGGGCCCCGGGCUCUGGCCCCGCCGCCGCCGGCCCCGGGCCCGCCUCGGCCUCGGGCCUCGCCGCGGGGUCGGGCCGUGACUGUGUGCUGCUACAGGAGGACUUCCUGGCGCACCGGGGCCGGCCCCACGUCUACCUGCAGCGCGUGCAGCUGCACAACCCCACGGAGCGCGUGGCCGCGCUGCAGACCGUGGGGCCCACGGCCGGGCCGGCCCCCAGGGCCCUCACCAGCACCCUGGAGAAGGUCGGAGACCACCAGUUCCUCCUCUACUCGGGCCGGGCCACGCCUCUGCCCACCGGGCAGGUGCACCUGGUGGUGGUGGCCGCCAAGAAGCUGGUGAACCGGCUGCAGGUGGCUCCCAAGACGCAGCUGGACGAGACGGUGCUGUGGGUGGUGCACGUGUCCAGCCCCCUUAGCCCCCAGGUGCUCAAAAGCAGAGCGGCCAAGGAGCUCAAGGCCCUGCAGGACGCGGCGCGGAAAGAAAUGCUGGAGCUGCUGGCGAUGCCGGCGGCCGAGCUGCUGCAGGACCACCAGCGCCUCUGGGCUCAGCUGUUCAGCCCAGGAGUGGAAAUGAAGAAGAUCACGGACGCCCACACGCCCUCCGGCCUGACCGUGAACUUGACCCUGUACUACAUGCUCUCCUGCUCCCCAGCCCCGCUGCUCAGCCCCUCCCUGAGCCACAGAGAGCGGGAGCAGAUGGAGUCGACGCUCAACUACGAAGACCACUGCUUCAGCGGCCACGCCACCAUGCACGCCGAGAACCUGUGGCCGGGGCAGCUGUCCUCGGUGCCGCAGAUCCUGCAGCUGUCUGACCUGUGGCGGCUCACCCUGCAGAAGCGCGGCUGCAAGGGGCUGGUGAGGGCGGGCGCCCCGGGCAUCCUGCAGGGCAUGGUGCUGAGCUUCGGGGGGCUGCAGUUCACGGAGAACCACCUGCAGUUCCAAGCCGACCCCGACGUGCUGCACAACAGCUACGCCUUGCACGGCAUCCGCUACAAGGACGACCUCAUCGACCUGGCCGUGCUCGCCGACGCGGAGGGCAAGCCCUACCUGCACGUGGCCGUGGAGCCCCGCGGCCAGCCUGGCAAGAUCUACGCCUGCGAGGCGGGCUGCCUGGACGAGCCCGUGGAGCUGACCUCCGUGCCGGGCGGCCAGACGUUCUCGGUCAUGGUGACGCAGCCCAUCACGCCGCUGCUGUACAUCUCCACUGACCUCAUGCACCUGCAGGACCUGCGGCACACGCUGCACCUCAAGGCCAUCCUGGCCCACGACGAGCACAUGGCCCAGCAGGACCCCGGGCUGCCCUUCCUCUUCUGGUUCAGCGUGGCCUCCCUCAUCACCCUCUUCCACCUCUUCCUCUUCAAGCUCAUCUACAACGAGUACUGCGGGCCCGGGGCCAAGCCCCUCUUCAGGAGCAAGGAAGAUCCCAGCGUGUGAGGGAGGCGACAGCCCUGCUUCCAGCUGCCAUUUGCACAGGCGCCCGGCCCGCGCGCCCUGCUGCUGCGAGCACCCACCCUUUGUGCCUUGUUGGGGGAGCCCAGGGACGCAGACGCGUGCGGAGACUCCAGUUAGCUGUGGAGGGAAGGACGCGGGAGUGGGGGAGGGCCGGGGGCUUUUGUACGCUUUCCACUCAAUAAAAUGAACCCAUGUGGAAAAUACUUGAAAUUGAACUCACUCCUUCCACGCCCCCUUGCUCUGUCCCGGGAAGCAGAGCUCAAAGCCUCCCCUGGGAGCCACGGUGUCUCUUCCUAACUUUAAUGUGUUCUUUCUUGGAUGAACUUCUAAUUUAUUUUGUUGAUGUCAUGGGGGUGGCAGGGGCGCCCCCUCCGAGGCCCCGCGGUCCUGAGGCCAGGGGGUGUCCCACUGGGGCCCCCCGCUACCCGCCGCGGCUCCGCGCCAACGCCGCUGACGUAGCCUGUGGGGCCGUGGGUUUGUACUGCGGGACUCUGGGGGAGCUGGUGAACUUUCUGGUGAUUGAUGAUUGUUGGGUUUUGAAAUACCAAAGCUUUUUGUUCUGUUUUUAAAUAAAGAUCUGUGAA
Messenger RNA from Lepus europaeus (European hare), 2534 nucleotides. RefSeq names its product KIAA2013 ortholog. The transcript is spliced from 3 exons. The record is from RefSeq and is a predicted model, not a curated record. Bases 28 to 1932 code for a protein of 634 amino acids. Lineage: Eukaryota; Metazoa; Chordata; Mammalia; Lagomorpha; Leporidae.